Messenger RNA from Fonsecaea multimorphosa CBS 102226, 4902 nucleotides. RefSeq lists its product as uncharacterized. The transcript is spliced from 2 exons. Gene Ontology annotation, biological process: protein transport. The record is from RefSeq and is a predicted model, not a curated record. Bases 1 to 4902 code for a protein of 1633 amino acids. Lineage: Eukaryota; Fungi; Ascomycota; Eurotiomycetes; Chaetothyriales; Herpotrichiellaceae.
AUGGCAGUAGUUGAGAAUGGAAGACCUAUAGAGAGUGUCAAGGACAGACCCAAUGGGCACGCCAAUGGGCACGCUGUAGGACCGCCUGCACGUCGACCUGCUCACCAACGCUAUCGCAGGAGCUGGACCUCCUGGCUAUUGAGCUCCUCGGCGAGGCUGGCCAUAUGGUACUGCCUCCUCACAGUCCUGUUCAGCUGUCCCUCUUCCCGGACUGCCCUCACCGACACCUCUCCGCGAAUAUGUGGACCGUACCUUUCCGCGAAGGAAUACAUUCAUCCUCAUCUGCAACCAUAUUACGAUGGAUAUGCAGCUCCUUACGUUGCCAAAGCCGAGCCAUACGCACACCUGGUGAAUAGCCGAGUGGUGCGGCCUGCGUCCAAAAUUGCCGUGGUCAACUAUAAGAAAUAUGCCGCUCCCCAGAUCGACACUGCGAAGGCGUACUCUCAAGCGCAAUGGGACAAGACCGUAAUGCCUCAGAUCAACCUGGCGCGAGGAAAUGCCGUCAGAUUCUACGAGAAGAAUAUAGGCCCUCAUGUUGACCAAGCUGUCGCAUUUGCUGAUCCUUACUACACCCCAGCGCGAGAUCAGGCCUACAAAGUGUACCAACAACAUCUUCUUCCAGCAAUGGAAUACUCCCGGCCGCAUCUCCAUAAAGCAUACGAUAUCUGUCAAGACUUCGUGUUGAACACCGCGUAUCCUCUUCUGCGACAUGCUUGGGCGGAUCUGGUCAUAUUCAUGGAUGGCACUUUCUUGCCCUUUGUGAAGGGUCUUUACAUCGACAAUGUCAGGCCUCAGCUCGUCAUGAUCAAUGAGAGGAUUGCCAAGUAUCGGGAGAGCCGCCAGUUGAAGGCCGCCAUGGACGAGGUGGAUAGCACCCAGUCGACCUUCACUGCCUCUUCCACUCCCGGUGCAACCACCGGCAUAAUGGAUGAUGUGUAUGCUAUGUUUGAAUCGGAAGACGAAGCAGAAUCCUCCUCUACGACCAAGACCCACGAAGCUCAACCGACUGUUCAAGAACGUGCCAAACGGCCCAUUGAACAUGCCACGGAAGAACAAAUUACUGAAGAUCUUCAGAGCUGGCAAAAGAAAUUUGCUGUUGCCGCUGACAAGGGUAGCGAUGACCUUCGAGAACGAGUCACCUCCAUCGUCAACAGUCUUGUCAAGAGCGACAUUGACGGAGUUGGUCGAGGUCUGGCCAGGGCUUUGGAGAAGACCGCGGAAAAUGAGUUGGAGAAUGUCAAAACGAAGAUAAAGUCCACCGUUGCUUCCAUUCCUGACGAUGCAAGUGCAGAGACAGUUAAAAAGGCAGCAGAAGACAUUCUCGGAUCUAUCAGAUCUUCAGGCGCAGAGAUCAAGCAACGUGCCCAGAAUGUCCGCAACUGGGCCAAGAACUUUGAACAAGGGUUGAUACAAAGACUCGAGGCUGCCUCCGCGUCUACUCUAGAAGUCUUGGACGGGAUAAAAGACAUCGGGCUCCAAGAAGUCGGAAUGCGCUGGGCUUGGAUGGAAGGGGUCACCUACAAACACUGGGAGAAGUUUCACGAGGUCCGAAAGACGCUCGAUGAAUGGAAAAUCGAGGUCCAAGACGUUGCCAUGAAGAGUCCAGAGGCGGAAGAAGCAAUUGCCACGGCUCGACAAAUCCUGGAAGAAAGCAUGGCAAUCACCGAAGAUGCAGCGAAAGAACUAGUUAGGCUCAAGAGUGUUGCUCAGUGGAAGUUGAAAGCCCGCGAUUCCUCGGAUGAUUUCGAAACUCGAAGUUUGCCGGCAGAAGUCGUUUCAGCUGCUUCCAGCCUAGUCGCUGAGCUUCAAGGCGCACCCUCAGCAGCUGUGGAAUCCGCCAGCUCCCUCCUGGCGCAGGGCAGCGACGCUGCUACCGAAGCGGUGUCGUCCGCAUCAUCUGCGGCGGUGGGCACCAGUACUGGCACAGUGGAGUCCGCGACGUCCAAAGCCGAGGAGGCUGCAGGUUAUGCAUUUUCUUCAGUCUCAUCACUUUUGGAAUCUUCUAUAGCGGUGCCUGUUGAAUCACUCGAGUCUGAUAUCAGCGCCACGGCUGGAGAAGCGUACGGGUCUGCAUCUUCGGCUGUCAUUGGAAGCACCCCUGGGACUGCCGAGUCCAUCCUUUCUGACGCCGCGGAGACUGGUUCAGGCUUCCCGGAAGGUGUGAGCGAGUCGGCGAGCUCGGCAUCAUCGUGGGUCGAAUCCAUUGCUUCACCAUCAACAGAUGAGCUCUCCUCAGCAAGCACUGCCGCUGAGGAUAUUGCCAGCUCAGUUUCGUCCGCUGCAGAUUCAGCAACCACUAGAGUGUCGAAAAUCUUUGGAGGUGCUAUGGCUGCAGAGGUGAAGGGUUCCAUACCUAUCCUGGACGAUAUGUUUGACAACAACGAGGAGUCGACAUUCUCUGAAAAUGUCCAGAGCGUGAUCAACCAAGCUGGCGAUCGCUAUGCAGAGGUUACUCGCGCGGUAUCUGAAGCCAUGUUCGGAACAUCCCAAGGCACAGUGGAAAGCCUCACAUCUGUCGCGAGUGAGCAGUAUUCCAGCGCUCUAUCUGCAGCUUCCAAUGUCUUGUAUGGCACGCCUACUGGCACGGCUGAAAGCGUCGCAAGCGCCGCAUCUGAAAAGUACGAGCAAGCUGUGGCGGCUGCGAGCUCAAUCAUCUUCGGGACACCGACCCCAGUCACCGAGUCAUUGCUUCAACAAGCCAGCUCCCUCUACAGCGAGGCUGUUAGCAGGGCGGAGGACAAUUACAACGCCGCAAAGUCGAUUGCUUCCCAGCAAAUAUCUGGCACUCCGAAACCUGUUCAUGAGCAAAUGUUCUCUUCAAUUGAGUCGGCCUAUUCUGGUGCUGUGGCUGCCGCGAGCGAUAGACUUGAAUCUGCUCGAAGUUUAACCUCGAGUGCGCUUCCCCAGACCAAUCCUCUCGAAUCUGUGUCGUCGAUGGCAUCGUCAAUUUUGCAAGACUCUCUGGCUGCAGCUUCGGCUCAAUACUCGAAGGCGAAGGUUGCUGUUGGGGCCACUCCUACACCUGCUCACGCAAGAUAUCUCCAAGAGGCAAGGAAGAACUAUUAUGCUGCGGUUGGAAUGGCGCACGAGCAGUAUGAUGACUUUGUAGCAGCGGCUUCGAGUGCGAUCUAUGGGACACCAACUCCUGCAUUGAGCAGCAUGUCAAGCGCCGUAUCGGUUGGAAUUUAUGGAACGCCGGUGCCUGCAUACCAAAGCCUCCUUGACGCGGCCGCUUCUCAAUAUUCGGCAGCCUCUUCGGCAGCCGCUUCCAACCUGGACUCGUUCAGCUCAUCCUCGGGCACAACUGUUCAGAGCCUAUGGGAUGAAGCCGUGGCAGCUUAUUCCAGUGCUAUUGACGCCGCCUCGUCUUCGCUGUCUUCGGCAUCCUAUGCUGCGAGCACUGCUGUCUACGGCACUCCUGCGCCAUACUAUCAGACCGCUCUCGAAGCAGCAUCGUCACAGUAUGAGAUUGCUUCCUCGGCAGCUGCUUCCCAAAUGUCAGAAAUGCUCGAGUCGGCCUCCUCUGCGCUUGGCAAGAAAGAGACCUCUCCCGCACAAAGCGUUCUUGAUUCCAUCUCGUCACAAUAUGAGGCAGCCAUUUCUGCUGCUUCUUCAUCCCUUUCCGCAGCCGGCUAUGCGGCGAGCACCGCCAUCUACGGCACUCCUGCUCCAUACUACCAAAGUGCUUUGGAUGCGGCAUCAUCUCAAUACGGUGCGGCAUCCUCAGCCGCUGCCUCUCAAAUGUCCGCGUUGCUAGACUCGGCCUCCUCGGCCGUGGGCAAAAAGAAGACAUCCCCGGCGCAGAGUAUACUAAAUUCUAUCUCUUCGCAAUAUGAUGCUGCCAUCGCUGCCGCGUCUUCAUCUCUCUCUGCGGCUAGCUACUCGGCAAGCACAGCCGUCUACGGUGCUCCAACGGGUUCUGUUGAAUCAAUUUCCAGCGUGGCAUCUGAAAACUGGCAAGCUCUCAUCGCCAAGGCCAGCGAACAAAUUUACAGCACGCCGAAGCCUUUCUACGAAGAUUUUGCUACCCAAGCUGGAGAAUAUUCCGCUCAGGUGACGGACUUUGCGAACGAUCAAUAUGUCGUCAUCCAAUCCUAUGUCUCAGAGCUCAUAGUUGGCAAGGAGCCCGACUUCACUGAGUCAGUCAUGAGUCGCCUCAGCUCCGCCUACUAUACGGGCUACAGCUCGGCUUCCAGCUUGGCGAGCGAAGCGUACGACUCCGCGUCAUCCAUGGCCUCUUCUGCCUCGUCCGUUGCCGCAUCCUAUUUCACCCCUCCCCCCGAGGUCUCCUCCAUUUUGGAUUCAGUGACAGGACAACUGAAUGCCGCUGUCGACGCAGCCAGUGCACAGAUUUACGGCACACCAAAGGGAACCAUCGAGCAGGCAACUUCUGCUGUUGCCGACAGUUACUCCUCCGCGAGCGCGGCAGUGAGUGAAGCUAUCUAUGGCACUCCCGUUGGCUACGUGGAGGCCGCGUCGUCCUCAUUUGCAGACUUGGCAAAGAGCGCCCAGGAUGCUGUGAGCGUCGCCAUCUACGGAACGCCCACAGGUACAGCUGAGUCUUUGACCAGCGCUGCGGCUGACACAUACGCGUCUGCAUCAUCCAUUGUGUCCGAGAACGCCGCGGCGGCGGCUUCUGCAAUAAGCGAUACUGUCGAGAGCCUUACCGCCAAGGUCUCGACAGCGAUCUAUGGACCCGAACAGAGUUACACGGAAAGCAUCAACUCACAGAUCCUCGAAGCUGUGGCCAGUGCCAAUAGCAGGAUUGCCGCCAUGGCAAGUGGAGUCGGUGAAGGGGCGACGGGCGUGGCGAGUGCCGUGAGUGAAAGCGUGGAGAGCAUAGCCAGCGCAGUGAGUGAGUCGGCGAGCAGCGCGACAAAGUACGUCAAGGACGAGUUGUGA